AUGGGUGCCACUUCUAAUGUUGCAUCAACUUCAAGAACUGUGGAGGCAAGACCGUCCUUUCCUGCAUAUCCUUCGACUACACCUCCCCCGCCUGCUUCUAAGAGUAGUUCCGCUAAUCGGCCCUCUCGUUCAGUAAGCGAGCCGGGCGGCCUAAUGUCGGUGCCCGAGACGCCGGUCGUCAUAGGUAAACGGAAAGCCGACCAACUUGAGACCACGCCGCCCGAUACCAGAGCAGUGCAGCAUCCUAGUUUCAUCAUCCCUGCUAGAGGGGUGCGUCGCUCUUAUCGCUCGUCUGAGACAUCCAAUGCAGCCUCUUCCUAUCAGCACAAACGCGUCCGGCUAUCCUCUACGACUCCAGCUGCAUCUCCUGCACAUUCGAGACCCAGCUCAUCCGCCCACGGAGCGAUCUCAGCAGACAAUGCGUCACCUAGCCGACUCGGAGGACGCACACUCGUUCAGCUUGGCUCCGCUCUCCCAUCCACACAAUCAACGACUCGCACGGCUUCCUUCACUGGCCGCCGCGAGAGCUGGCGAAGGAUAUCGCAGGGGUCCAUUCCCAUCAGUGCCAUUGUUAGACCACGCCCACCAUCCGUGGCGACUUCCGGCGCAUACUCGAUGUAUGAUCCACGGAAACCUAGAAUCAAGCGAACAGGAUGGGCACCGCACCUUGGAGGAGAUUUCGAAGACGCAUCGCCGCUGCACGCCUGGUGUUUCUUCGUCGGCUUCAUUGUCUUCCCGAUUUGGUGGAUAGCGUCAUUUCUUCCCAUUCCUAAGACGCGUGAAGUCGGGGGUACAGAUACGGAAAAGGCGGUACCGCUAGACGACCCCCAGGUGGAACAUGACGCAAUAAUUUGGCGAAAACGCUGCCGCAUAAUGUCUGGGAUAGCUUUCCUGACAUAUAUUCCGUUUAUCGUCCUUGUGGCUGUCCUUGUUCCCCUGCACAUCUGA
Molecule: messenger RNA, 948 nt
Organism: Laetiporus sulphureus 93-53
Lineage: Eukaryota; Fungi; Basidiomycota; Agaricomycetes; Polyporales; Laetiporaceae
Exons: 3
Coding region: 1-948 (315 amino acids)
Source: RefSeq, a predicted model, not a curated record